Molecule: messenger RNA, 998 nt
Organism: Asparagus officinalis (garden asparagus)
Lineage: Eukaryota; Viridiplantae; Streptophyta; Magnoliopsida; Asparagales; Asparagaceae
Product: hepatocyte growth factor-regulated tyrosine kinase substrate-like
Exons: 8
Coding region: 335-994 (219 amino acids)
Biological process (GO): protein transport to vacuole involved in ubiquitin-dependent protein catabolic process via the multivesicular body sorting pathway
Molecular function (GO): ubiquitin binding; phosphatidylinositol binding
Source: RefSeq, a predicted model, not a curated record
CUGUUGGUUUCUUCAUUCGAGAGGAAGGAAUCGGGCGCUGAGGCGAAACCCUAGCGGGCGAAAUGUGGUAGAUUUUGAGGUUCCUUGUCCACUUUUGAUCUCGUCUAGGUUUGGAUCGGGACAUCUCGAUUCUAUUGGCUUAUUGACAAUUAUCGUCUAUUGCAUUCAUUUGGACACUUUGGGGCUAGAAGAGUCGGGGAGUGAAGCUGUUUUUUCCUUCUUUUUCUGCUGAAGGUUUAAAUUUGUUGAAUAAGUCAGUGGAAGUCCUGAUCCGACAUCAUUUUACCUUGAGGCAUUUGGCAUUUGAUUGGAGUUGAGUACUUAUUGAAGAGAAAUGGCUUCGGAGAUGGUCAAUAUGGCGACAAGUGAGAAGCUAAAAGAAAUGGAUUGGGCAAAAAGCAUUGAAAUUUGUGAGCUGGUCGCUCGUGAUCAUGGGCAGGCCAAAGGUGUUAUCAAAUCCAUAAAGAAAAAACUGGGGAACAAAAAUCCAAAUACUCAACUGUAUGCUGUCAUGUUGUUAGAAAUGCUAAUGAAUAAUUGUGGUGAGCAUAUUCAUAAACAAGUGAUUGAUAACGGACUUCUUCCAACACUUGUGAAGAUAGUGAAGAAAAAGACAGAUUUGCCAGUUCGUGAGAGGAUUUUUCUUCUUCUGGAUGCCACUCAGACAGCCCUUGGUGGUGCUUCUGGGAAAUUCCCUCAGUAUUAUGCUGCAUACUAUGACUUGGUGUCUGCAAGGGUUCAAUUUCCACAACGUUCUCAUGUUCCACCACCCGGACCACCCCCCAAGUCACAGGCAAAAAGUUUACCAGCAAAGGAUUCACAUUUACAAAAUGGAGGCAAUGGUGAAAAACAGCCAGCAGCCCAGAUUGUUCCUGAUUCAAGUAUCAUUCAGAAGGCCACUAGUGUCUUGGAAGUUCUGAGAGAUGUGCUUAGUGCUAUGGAUCCUAAACAUCCUGAGGUAGUAAGGCUCAUUUUAAUAUUUCUAUUUUUUUAAAAUU